AUGGGACUGACUCGCACAAUAACAAAAUGCCAAAGUCGGAAACAGCCUGUGGACCACCCCUCAAAAAACAAGUCUCCAGGCCAAUGCUUUUCCUUCUUCCCCCCAGAGAAGAGGAGGCGAGAGGCCAUCACUGCAGCAACCUGCCUGACUGAAGCGUUAGUGGAUCAUCUCAAUGUGGGCGUGGCCCAGGCCUACAUGAACCAGAGAAAGCUGGACCACGAGGUGAAGACCCUGCAGGUCCAGGCUGCCCAGUUUGCCAAGCAGACCGGCCAGUGGAUCGGGAUGGUGGAGAACUUCAACCAGGCACUCAAGGAAAUCGGGGACGUAGAGAACUGGGCUCGGAGCAUCGAACUGGACAUGCGCACCAUUGCCACGGCGCUGGAGUACGUGUACAAAGGACAGCUGCAGUCUGCCCCCUCCUAGGCCCACCCCACCGGCCCCCCAAGGGACGGGAGGGAGGUUGACAGCUGCCAAUAAAAUACAAGCUUCCCUUC
Condylura cristata (star-nosed mole) is the source of this 494-nucleotide messenger RNA. RefSeq names its product biogenesis of lysosomal organelles complex-1, subunit 1 (gene BLOC1S1). Gene Ontology annotation, biological process: endosomal transport. The record is from RefSeq and is a predicted model, not a curated record. Gene Ontology annotation, cellular component: BLOC-1 complex. The transcript is spliced from 4 exons. The coding region runs from base 1 to 423 and encodes 140 amino acids. NCBI's taxonomy places the organism in Eukaryota, Metazoa, Chordata, Mammalia, Eulipotyphla, Talpidae.